Molecule: messenger RNA, 3287 nt
Organism: Eleginops maclovinus (Patagonian blennie)
Lineage: Eukaryota; Metazoa; Chordata; Actinopteri; Perciformes; Eleginopidae
Product: multidrug and toxin extrusion protein 1-like
Exons: 16
Coding region: 139-1905 (588 amino acids)
Biological process (GO): xenobiotic detoxification by transmembrane export across the plasma membrane
Cellular component (GO): membrane
Molecular function (GO): antiporter activity; xenobiotic transmembrane transporter activity
Source: RefSeq, a predicted model, not a curated record
GGAGGGCAGUCCUGCAGCACAUGUGGAGCUCGUCCUCAGAAUGAAAUGUAACAACCAGCUUGACAUUGUCCAUUAUAUGUUGAAGAGUAAGCGGUAACGGGAAUUAGCCCCGUCUGUCUUUUUAAGAACACCUUAGUCAUGGACGGCUCUAAUAAAACUCCAGUUAAAUAUUCUGAGAGCAUGAAGGAGGAUUUAAAACCGGAAGAAGCAGCUGCCUCUGUCCCGGGAUCCGUCGGGUGCUGGGGGUCCUGUCUGAAGUGUGUGCGACGCUUCAUCCCGCCGGACUUCCAGCACGAACUCCUUCAGCUUUGCAAACUAGCGGGACCAGUGGUCAUUUCCCAGUUGAUGGUGUUUAUGAUCAGCUUCGUCAGCACGGUGUUCUGCGGUCACCUGGGCAAAACAGAACUAGCAGGGGUAGCUUUAUCAAUCGCGGUGGUUAACGUCACCGGUAUUUCCAUUGGCACUGGUUUGUCGUUAACUUGUGAUACCCUCAUAUCUCAGACGUAUGGGAGUGGUAACCUGAAGCGUGUGGGGGUGAUUCUUCAGAGGGGGGUUCUGAUUCUGCUGCUGGCCUGUUUCCCCUGCUGGGCCAUCCUCAUCAACACUGAACCUCUUCUACUCGCUGUCAAACAGAGCCCAGAGGUUGCCAGUCUCGCCCAGCUCUAUGUGAAGAUCUUCAUGCCUGCUCUGCCGGCUGCUUUUAUGUACCAGCUGCAAGGGAGGUAUCUUCAAAACCAGGGGAUUAUUUGGCCUCAGGUGGUGACUGGAGUGGUUGCGAAUAUCUUCAAUGCAAUCAUCCAAUACGUCUUCCUCUACCCACUGAAUUUGGGCGUGGCCGGCUCCUCUGCAGCCAAUGCUAUCUCCCAGUACAUUCUGGCUGUGGUCUUAUACGCCUACAUCUGCUGGAAGGGUCUGCAUAAGGCCACAUGGGGAGGUUGGACCCUGGAGUGCCUGCAGGAGUGGGGUCCAUUCGUCAAGCUGGCCAUCCCCAGCAUGCUCAUGCUGUGUCUGGAGUGGUGGAUGUUUGAAAUCGGGGGGUUCCUGGCCGGGUUGAUCAGUGAGGCUGAGUUGGGGGCCCAGUCCAUAGUCUAUGAGCUGUCGGUUGUGGCUUACAUGUUCCCAUUGGGAUUUGCUGCUGCUGCCAGUGUUCGUGUUGGGAACGCUCUUGGAGCAGGAAACAUAGAGCAGGCCAAGCUGUCCUGCAAGAUCCCCAUCGUCUGUGCAUUCCUCAUCGCGUGUAUUGUUUCAAUCUUCGCCAGCAGUGCUAGAAAUGUCCUCGGAUACAUCUUCACCACCGACGAAGAGAUUUUACAAAGGGUUGCUGACAUCAUGAUCAUAUUUUCCUUCAUGCAUCUUGCUGAUGCUGUUGCGGGGGUGGCUGGAGGCGUUCUCAGAGGAGCAGGAAAACAGAUGAUUGGAGCUCUGUGUAACCUGGUGGGAUACUACUUCAUCGGUUUCCCUAUCGGUGCGUCCCUAAUGUUUGCUGCAAAUAUGGGCAUUGAAGGCCUCUGGACAGGACUCACCAUCUGUGUGUUAAUGCAGGCAAUUUUCUUUGUUGGAUAUUUGAGCAAACUUGAUUGGAAGAAGGCUGCUGAUGAGGCUCUUGUGAGAUCAGGAGUCCAGAUCAAAGAAGAAAGGGAGGUGGUGGGGACAGAAAAUCCAGACUCGGAUCAGAACCAUCACGAGGUCUGCAUUGAUGCUUUCCAUUGUGAGAGUUCUGAGGAGGACGGGACACGUGAGGAUCUGAGUGUCCCAAGCCAGAAUAAAUCCACCACCACCACAGUGGGAAACGUUAUGUCGGUGCAGCAGCUGGUUUUACGCCGAGGACUCACGUUGCUGCUUAUGAUCGUCAUCCUCGUGGUCGGGGUCCUUCUAAGUGAAGUCCUCACCAAGCUGCUGAAAUGAGUCGUUGCAUGAUUUAAGAUCAAUCCUGAUGGCUGUCACAGUUAACAAGGUGCCUUACACAAUAUUUCCAACACUUGAUCACGUUGUCGUGAAAGGGUUACUGGUGCUGUGGAUAGUGAGGAUCUAGCUUUGCACGGCAUUUAGCCAACAACCCUGUCAUGUAACCGGACAGCAGCUCUACGGCUGAACUAAACAAGGUGUGAGGCGUGGAUGAAAGAGGCCAAGAGUGAUACUUUCAGUAGUUAGCGGACCAAACCAAAGUCUGGAUGGAAAUGGGAAACUUAGCCUAAUAUGGCACAUUGAGGAUGAAAAAUGCUUGAUCAGGGUCCCCACGGAUCCUUAAAAAGUCCUAAAUUUAGUUUUUGAUGUUCAAGGUCUAAAAAUGUCUUAAAAGGUCAGGAAAUUUAGGAGGGGAGGUAUUACAGUUGACCUGGGGCAGAAUGAAUGAGUGUGUAUUUGUUGUUUAAUGUGUAUGUUUUAUUUUUCCGGUAAUGUUAUUUUAUAUCCUGCAACGUCCAAUACCUAUUUGUUUUUUACCUGAAAUAGGUAGGCUAGCGCACACUCUGCUUAGUAGGUGGCGGUAUAACGCCUUGUAUGACUGUGAUCUGCAUUUUAAUGUAAAAGAAGAACGUAGUUAUCCAGCUGCCGCGGAAAAAAGGAACACGACGCUGAGGUUAACAAUGGGUAAAUGCAAAUUUAAUGAUAAGUGGUUGGAGGACGACAAGUAUCAUGGCUGGCUGAAACCGUCCAGCUCCUAUGAGGCGCGAUGCCGAACUUUGUCAAAAAAACGUUUAAACUUGGCACAAUGGGGUACAAAGCACUAGAUUUGCACAGGAGAUCAGAAAAACACAAGCGCUAUGCUGGUAUUCAAAGGAGUAAAUGCCCAUAGAGUCGUUCGCUGGCGCUACUUCUAGGUUGGCUGUUAUUCAACUCGUUUUCACCCACAGCCACGUUGAAGGCAGAAGUGCUGUGGGUUUUUCACACAGUUAGUCGUCACCAGUCAUACACCUCAAACGACAACAUUCACACAAUCUUCCGUGAAAUGUUUCCUGAUUCUGAAAGUGCUGAAACUUUCACUUGUGGAAGGGAUAAAACUGCGUAACUUGUGCGGUUUGGAAUAGCUCCUUACAUAAAAAAGGAGCUCAUCUCAAGAGUAAACGAAGAUUCGUUUGUCGACAAGAGCAUGAACAGGACCACCAAGAAUAAACAACUACCGUAGUCCUGCGGCAACCGAUGAGACUGGCACCCACGUUUCAUCCCGUUUCUUUGGAUCACACUUCCUGGGCCAUUCAAAUGCAAUAACACUUUUUUUUGUAUGUCACUGAUUCUUGGGAAUUUGGAUAAAACAGGUUUUAAUUUUGAAAAUAAACAGUUAAGUUAAA